Sphaerulina musiva SO2202 is the source of this 2055-nucleotide messenger RNA. Its product is annotated as CwfJ_C_1-domain-containing protein. Gene Ontology annotation, biological process: mRNA splicing, via spliceosome. The transcript has 3 exons. Lineage: Eukaryota; Fungi; Ascomycota; Dothideomycetes; Mycosphaerellales; Mycosphaerellaceae. The record is from RefSeq and is a predicted model, not a curated record. Bases 1 to 2055 code for a protein of 684 amino acids. Gene Ontology annotation, cellular component: post-mRNA release spliceosomal complex.
AUGGCUGCCACGCUCGAAGAAUUUGAGAGGCAGCUAGCUAGCAGCAAGUCGCGCAAUGACGACGACGACUACGGUGACAGAGAGGCUGCGGCAGGAGAUAGCGACCGCAAACACCACCGAGAACAUCGAUCCCGACACCGCGACGGCCACGACGACAAUGAGCAACGACACCGCCACAAGCGACGACAUCGCGAUCGCGACCACGAUGACGACAAUGAAUCACGCAGAAAACGACACCAGAGCCAUUCCCCACGCGAGGUAAAGCAUGCGCCGGCGAAGGACGGUACAAAGGCACAGCGUGAUGCCUGGAUGCAGGACCCCGCUGCAUUGGAAGUGGACUAUGUGCAGAGGACCCGGCCCAAAUCACCGCCUGGUCAAUUCGUGGGUGCAAAGCAGAGUCAUGAUUUCAAAGUGACCGACCAACAGUUUAAUGAGCAUCUUGCAGAGCUGCAGAACGACUGUGACUCGAAUGGUGACGACGAUGCCGAGAAGGUGAAGGAUGAGCCCGCCCAGCACUACGUAAAGUACACCUUUGGUGACAAUGGCAGCUCGUGGCGUAUGACGAAGUUGAAAGGAGUAUAUCGAAAAGCUGAAGAGACUGGCAUGGAUCUGGACGUCGUCGCGGAAGAGUCGUAUGGAGACCUUCGGCUGUUCGACGACGCGCGGGAGGAGGAACGCGAAGUGAAUAGGCGUGCCAUGUACGGCAAAGAAUAUAUCGGUCGGGAGACACCAUCGGGCGAACUGUUCGCAGAACGGAAAUUGAGGACGGUCGUUAGACGCGAGACUGAGGACAAGGGAAGAGGGGCAGCAUAUCCGGCUGAUGGGGGGCACAUGCGUGCAGCGAAAGCACCCCUGCAGAGUGCGCCUUUCGAUCAAAGUGCACUCAACAAAUGGAAGGCUCAGUUGAUCAAGGCGAAGCUGAUGAAUGCAUCAAAUGUAGCACAACUCGAGGAGGAGUAUACGCUUGCAGAGACAGCGUUCUUGGCCCAUCGGGCACAUCCUGGCGUGGUGGUACUAAACGACAUGGAGAAUAGGAUGCUGGCAGGAGACCGUUCCGGGGAAGUCACGGCUCUAACUGGCAAACGGGCCCUUGAGCGUGGCACGGUACAGGAAAACGAAGACAUGUCGAUCGAAGAAAUGGUCAAGCAGGAAAAGCGCACACGAGGCGCCAAUGGAGGCGAAGGGCGCGCUUUUGCUGAGCGCAUUGCCAAGGAUGGAAAAUUCAAGGACAAUUUGGAGUACAUGGACGACAAUGCCGCGCACCUGUCCAAGAGGGUGGUCAAAUCGGACACGAACCUACGCAAUGCAGCCGUCGGCGACUUUCAGAGGAUGCAAAGAACCCUGGAUAAUUGCCCACUCUGCUACCAUGAGGAUUCCAGUGCGCCGCCCGUAGCUCCUGUGCUCAGCCUGGCCACGCGCACCUAUAUGACACUUGCGACAGAACCAGAGAUGGCAAAACACGGCGCCGUUGUUGUUCCGAUUCAGCAUCGUCUCAAUCUCCUGGAGUGCGAUGACGACGAGUGGGAAGAAAUCCGGAAUUUCAUGAAGUCUCUUACUCGCUUCUACCAUGCUCAAGACAAGAGUGUGAUUUUUUACGAAAAUGCCGCUCAUAUGCAUAGCCGCAAGGGACACGCCGCGCUCAUGGCGGUACCGCUGCCACACCACCUCGCCGAGAACGCUCCGGCCUAUUUCAAAGAAGCGGUACUCGCAUCCGACGAGCAGUGGAGCCAGCACAAACCGAUCAUCGAUACUCUGGCGUUGACACAGAAGGCUGGCUAUGGCAAGGCAGCAUUCAGGAGAGCCAUGGUCAAGGAGAUGCCUUACUUCCAUGUCUUCUACACUCUAGACGGCGGCAUGGGGCACGUUAUCGAAGAUGAGAGACGAUGGCCCAAGGGCGAUCUCUUCGCGAGGGAAGUGCUGGGCGGUAUGCUCGACAAAGGUCCAGAGGUCAUUAAGAAGCAGGGUCGGUGGGAAAGACACGACCGGAGAGUGGAUAGCUUCAAGAAGAAAUGGGAUCCGUUUGACUGGACGAAGGUGUUGAUGGAAGCGCCAUAA